GCCAUCGCUCCCAGCUCACUUAAAUUUUGUGAGGCUGAGAAGGUAAUUACCAUGGGUCUUAGAGAAGAGGAAAUUGAGGUUCAAAGAAGCUUAAUUGAAUCUUGGGCCGUGGUCUCUGGAUUCCUCAUUGACGUAUGCAACCAGAGUCAACAGUGAUGGAACAAAGCAUCUGACCCGGAACCUUCCAGGAAUGGCCUCAUGUCCUGUUGAGCAACUUUCCGGAGCCACUGUGUCAGGGUGGUGCCUUAUAACUGACACAGGAGCCCACAGGGGCAGUUGGAGCUGGAAUCCCUGAAGGAUGAUGCUUUGGGGGCUACUGUGGACGCUGUUUUUUUCAGGACUCCAAGCUGCUGCUCAGUCAAAAGAGGAAAAGUAUGUCUUACAAGAGGGGGAGACCCUGACAGUGGACUGUCCCUCCAACAGGAAGUAUGCCUACAGCCAGAAGGCUUGGCAGAGGUUGAGGAAUGGGGAGGAGCCCCAGACACUGGCUGUCACAGAAAGAUCUCAGGGGACACUCAAUCAAAUCCAGGUGGGGAGGUACAUUCUCAGAGAUGACCCUGCGGAGUCCAUGUUUCAGGUCCGAAUGAUCAACCUUCAAGUGGAGGACUCAGGACUGUAUCGGUGUGUGGUCUACUAUCCUCCUCCCAAGGAGCCUGUCCUCCUGUUCCAUCCUGUCCGCCUGGUGGUGACCGUGGAUCCUUCAACUAAGCGUACUUCUGACAAGAAUUCUACCCCUAAAUUGGCUCCUACUACCAUCCGUCCCACCACCCUUCCUACCACGAAGACCCUGAGAACAUUCUAUACCAGCUCCAGAACGGUGGUCCAAUCCCUACCCAUGUCAACAGCUGUCAUCCCCCCGAACACCACAGUCAACCCCACAGAUGCCAUCAGCUCACCCUCUUCGUGCCUUGGACAACGAAGUGACGAGGAGAGGAAAAUCCCAGAUCUCAUUUCUCAAGGUUUCCAUGACUUCCCAAUAGUGCCAAUGUGGGGACCAAGCCUUUAAUACGUGGGACUUUGGAAAACACCUCAGAUCCAAACAAUAGCAGCAAAGAGCCGCUGAGUUGGCAUGAACACCUUGCUUUACAGUUGUUAUUAAAUGCUGAUUUAUCUUAGAACGUGGUAUCAUUAAAUAUUGAAUUAACAGAGAAAGAAAUAUUCUUCCAUAUUCCCACUGAUGAUGUCUUUCCCCCGUCUUCUCACCUGAUCCUCAUUCACGCUUCAUAUUUCACAUGGUGCUAAUUCUAAUUAUACACAUUGCAUCAUUUUUCCUGCUCCGAUUAUCCUUCAAUGUUGUUAUGUAGUCUUCCUCAAAUUAGAAUUUCAAUGGGCACAUACUUUUCUGUCCAUUGGAAAAAUCAUCAAGAACCUAGUCAUUUGCCUAUUCUUAGUCAUUGAUGUUGUCAUCAGAAAAUCAUUUAUUCAAACAAAAUUUCCAUGAGAGAAUUUGAACACGUGUAUCAUUCUGCAUCCACGUCUUAUGGAUAAAUGGUCUUCCAAAGGAUCGGACAGAAUUUGCAGGUGAUCCAUAAUGCAUAGGUGCCACCGCAGGUUGCCAACGUGGGUUUAGUGUUGUAACAAUAUUCCUGCUGGAGCUGGGGCCAUAACUCAGUGGCAGAGCGUGUGCUCAGCAUGCGCAAGGCCCUGGGUUUAAUUCUCAGCAUCAAGGGGAGAAAAAAAUUCCUGGUAACCAUCUUCACUUCUUCAUUAAUGUGGACUCCUGCUCCAGGAAGGUAGAGACAGUGAUUUUUCUGUUUAAUGUUGGGACUAAAUUUAUUUCCUCUUUACAUAUCAUUACCACAUUACCCAUGAUGCAGUGUGUGUACUAGGUAACAUAUUUCCUUACUUUCUUAAUUUCUACAUUAUUAAAAGGAUUACCCAUAGUCUGGAACUGGUUAACUUACAGGAUGUAGGUCAGCUGGAGAUCAGCUACUCAGUUUCCAUUCUUAUGAGAGUGGGCAAUGACUUAUUUAUCUUCCUCCUUAUGUAGUUUUACUCACACAGCCUGAGUGCCUGGUACAUAAUAGGUGCUCAUUUAAGCUUUGUGGAUUAAAUAAAAUAAUCUAGUGUGAGUUAACGCUUUUCUGUCUUCACUACUUUUACUUUUCAAUAGGUAGAGAAUGUGGGCAUCUUUGCCCAUAUUCCUAGAAGAGACUGUACCUCUUUUUACCUGUUAACUCUAUUAACUAAUAUUAACUAUUCUGCUGGUCAGAAGUCACCGACAGCUGUUUGAGAAAGAAGGAGUGGUUAGCCCUGGUGACGAAAGAGUGGAGCCCCCAACCUGGGGGUGGUGAGGCCCUGGAGGGGGGGAUCCGAGCAUCCUGUCUCAGGGUUACUGUGUGAGGGACAGGCUGUGGGAAAAACAGUCAUGUUCAAAUGUUUUAGGAAGUGAUCACUGGCAGAGCCACUAAGGAAGUGGGACUGCAAAGGGAAGAAAAUAAGUGAGGUUUCACAGGGACAGCUUUGGUCUUUCAAAAAAGGUCUGGGUGACACGGAGGUGUCCCUAUGCUGGAAACCUCAAGUAUUGAUAUUUCCGCACUCACAGUCACUGGGUAGAGGGGCUCUAAGCAAUGAGCAGGGCCCAUGAAUUCCCAGGCACCCCAGGGCUCUGGGGACUUGUGUGCAGCCUCUGAAAGACAUGAGAUGAUGGCCCAGCGGGGGUGGAUGCCCCCCAGGAUCCUUGGGCAUGAAAACAAACAGCUCCAGGGUAUCAGGCAGAGCCCUAGGGAGGGAGUGGGGUGAGUGAAGCUCAGAAAUCAGGGCUCUCUGCAGGAAGGCUCUACCAGGGCAGAGGCUGGCAUCCUGGUGGGUACCGUUGCAACCAUGAGACAGACGCUGGCUUCCCUGUCCCCAAGGCCUGGCUGCUAGCACCACUGGUUGCUGAACUUGACUAGCAUCCUUGGGAACGCAGUCCCGGGUGAUACAGGACAAGGUGGAGACUAGGGUGGGUGUCAGCACAGAUGGGCAGUUUGCCUCUUGCUGGGAUGAUUCUGUCUGCUAGUUUGUACAUCCAAUUUUAAGUUUCGAAUGGAUAAUGUGUGCUGGUUUGAAAAUUAUCGCUUUGUUUUAUUCCUUAAAUGUGCUCAAUUCUGUUUCCUGGUGAUUUUUCUGUGGUUUUGUUUUUCAAUUUAUUUAAAUUUUCCAUCCAGGGCUGGGGAGUGGAAUUGAAGAAAGAUUACUCUUUCUUCCCACUGUUAUGAAACAGAUAGUUAUGAAAGAAUCCUUGCUUUGCCCACAGGGCUGCUGAUUCCCUUAGAUGUUAAAUUCUUAUAUAAUAUUACAGUGUUCUCUGGCCUCUGUUCCGUUGCUGCCUCUUCCUCCCCUUGUCCCUGUGUCUCAGCGGGUAGAGGACUUGCCUUGACAUCUGCUUCCGGAUCUGCUGAUGGGAUGCCCCUGUCCCUGCUCUCACUGGGUCUCUUUCUCAUGAUAUUUACUGAUGUCUACUUGGGACUUGUAGAAUCAUUUUGUUAACAUCUAGACAAAUCCGGGAUUGGAUUUUCUCUAGGAUUGGAUUCUUCUUGAUUUAUAAACAAGGAAACAGAGGCUAAAUGCAGGGGGUGGAGGUGGAGGUGGGGGGAGGGGAGGCAACCAUCCCAGGAAGCAGGCCACGGUGCUGAGGAUAGAGAUGAGCUGAGCUUUCCAGGCCCGGGGGCCCUCUCUCUCUGCCGCAUCCAAGGCAAGAUGAAGCUCACCUGGGCGUGAACCCUAUACUUUCACUAAACAUGUUUCUAAUGGGUUGUUUUAGGGAAUGGAGCGAAGGGCUUUGCAUAGGGCCAGACAGUCUGGGAAGCUGUGGGAGGAACUGAGCGGAUAAGAUGGGAACAUGAAGGAAUGUCUAAACCCUUGAGUGUGGGGUCCU
Marmota flaviventris (yellow-bellied marmot) is the source of this 3859-nucleotide messenger RNA. RefSeq names its product triggering receptor expressed on myeloid cells 1. The record is from RefSeq and is a predicted model, not a curated record. Gene Ontology annotation, biological process: chemokine production; cytokine production involved in immune response; neutrophil-mediated killing of gram-negative bacterium. NCBI's taxonomy places the organism in Eukaryota, Metazoa, Chordata, Mammalia, Rodentia, Sciuridae.